Molecule: messenger RNA, 1773 nt
Organism: Rosa rugosa (rugosa rose)
Lineage: Eukaryota; Viridiplantae; Streptophyta; Magnoliopsida; Rosales; Rosaceae
Product: asparagine synthetase [glutamine-hydrolyzing] 3-like
Exons: 10
Coding region: 1-1503 (500 amino acids)
Cellular component (GO): cytosol
Molecular function (GO): asparagine synthase (glutamine-hydrolyzing) activity
Source: RefSeq, a predicted model, not a curated record
AUGGCGCACAUUCUGUUAAGCAGUACUUUUAAAACCAUUGCCAAAAUCAAAUUUAGGAGCAGUGUGUUACCAUUAGAAUCACUGAGACUGUUGACUUCAGGAAGAGAGGGUAGUCUUUCAAAUGGGAAAGACUGGUCAUUCACAUAUUUUCAACCUUCCGAGAGAGACAACUCUCAGGCCACGCGGUCUCGCAUUAUCGAACUCUCGCGCGGCCCUGAUUGGAGCGGGUUGCAUUGCCAUGGGGAUUGUUACCUUGCUCAUCAGCGAUUGGCUAUUGUGGACCCUGCCUCAGGAGAUCAGCCACUCUACAACGAGGACAAGACCGUCAUUGUCACGGCUGUGUUAAAGAGACUUAUGACAGAUGUACCAUUCGGUGUUCUUUUGUCUGGAGGAUUGGACUCAUCACUCGUUGCUGCUGUGGCUUGUCGCUAUUUGGCUAAAUCCGAAGCUGCCCGUCAGUGGUGGUCACAAUUACAUACCUUUUGCGUUGGCUUGGAGGGUUCUCCAGAUUUGAAAGCAGCAAGAGAAGUUGCAGAUUAUCUUGGUACUCAUCAUCACGAGUUUCACUUUACUGUUCAGGAAGGCAUAGAUGCACUUGAAGCAGUUAUCUACCAUAUUGAGACAUAUGAUGUGACCACUGUCAGAGCCAGCACUCCAAUGUUUCUUAUGUCUCGUAAAAUUAAAUCUCUGGGAGUAAAAAUGGUCCUUUCUGGUGAAGGUUCAGAUGAAAUCUUUGGUGGCUACUUUUAUUUCCACAAGGCACCAAACAAGGAGGAGUUUCACCAAGAAACAUGCCAGAAGAUUAAAGGUCUUCAUCUGUAUGACUGUCUGAGGGCCAACAAAUCGACAUCAGCUUGGGGUGUUGAGGCUCGUGUACCGUUUCUUGACAAAGAAUUCAUCAAGACUGCUAUGGACAUUGAUCCAGAAUGGAAAAUGAUCAUGCCUGAUCUUGGAAGAAUUGAGAAGUGGGUCUUACGCAAAGCAUUUGAUGAUGAUCAAAAGCCAUAUUUACCAAAGCACAUCUUGUACAGGCAGAAGGAGCAGUUUAGUGAUGAUGUCGGUUACAGCUGGAUUGACGGCUUGAAAGAUCAUGCAAACAAACAGGUAACAGAUUCGAUGCUGAUGAACGCAAGCUUUGUCUACCCUGAAAGCACUCCGACUACAAAAGAAGGAUGCUACUAUAGGACUAUCUUUGAGAAAUAUUUUCCAAAGCAUGCUGUGAGAUCGACAGUUCCCGGUGGUCCAAGCGUGGCAUGCAGCACAGCAAAAGCUGUGGAGUGGGACGCAGAAUGGUCCAAGAACCCUGAUCCAUCUGGUCGUGCUGCACUUGGUAUACAUGCAGCUGCGUAUGAGGAAUCCAAAGAUGUAAAGACUGGAAGUCUUGUGAGUGACUCUCCACAGAAACUUGUAAAAGGGGUUGCAGAGAGUGGCUGCAGUAGUUUGUGUGGGAUGAAAAAGGUAUUGAAUGUUACAAAUGCUUUUCUUCUGUCGAAAUUAUGCUGACCAUGUUCUUUUGGAUUAAUGAAACAAUGUCAGAUGAUAUAUAGUUAUAUACUGUAGAUUGAUAUUUAUUCUGAUUCUGUAGCAGCUGAGACCAGAAGGCCCUGUAGGGAAUCCGUCAUGACUGUUAGUAGUUUAUAUAACUAGGAAGGCCUUACUGUUGUCUCUUAGGUGAGACCAGACUAGUCAAUGCUUAUAUUUUCAAUCUGUAAUUUUCUUUGACCACAACAGGAUUAUGUUAUCGGUUCGACAUGUAUGCAAUUUAGAUAGGUU